AUGAAAAUGCUUCUACAACACUUCCUUCUUGUCACAAUGAUCUUCACUGGUUCGGUGUAUUCCGGUUCGUGUCUUGAUCCUAAACUUCAUGCAAAUGAUAAGAACGGAAAUCUCAUUUCCUCUGCGAAACUAAGUCGUCGCCUAAUGAGUGUUGAUCAUCAUCAAGUUGAGAAUUCAACAAGAAGAAAGCCUAAGAGCCAACCAAGAUCAUCUUCAACCCGAUACGUGGUUAAUGUCGACAACUUUGGAGCCAAAGCUGAUGGAACUGAUGAUACGCAGGCAUUCAUGAAAGCUUGGGACAAGGCAUGUUCUACAAAAGGAAGCAUUUUGUUAGUGCCAUCAAGUAAAGUGUAUCAUCUUAAACAAAUUAUUUUUGAUGGUCCUUGUCAGUCGGAUAUUACAAUGAGGAUUCAAGGGAAAAUUAGAGCUUCUACAGAGAGAUCAGACUAUGAGAAGGAUCCAAGGGUGUGGAUUAAAUUUGAGAAUCUGAUCAACUUUAGUGUGGAUGGUGGUGGGGUUAUUAGCGGAAAUGGACAAGUUUGGUGGCCUAAAUCGUGUAAAAUUGACAAGUCACAGCCUUGUAUUGGAGCCCCAACGGCUGUAACAUUUUCGAAGUGCACAAACCUCAAAGUGACGAAUAUUACGAUUAAAAAUGCGCAACAAAUGCAUCUCACAUUCCACGAGUGUUCAAACGUUGAAGGAUCGAAUCUAAAAGUAAAAUCCCCGGGAAAAAGUCCAAACACAGAUGGAAUUCAUGUCACUGGUUCCACUAACGUUCAGAUCCUCAAUUCUGACAUUGGAACAGGUGAUGAUUGUAUCUCCAUAGUAAGUGGAUCCGACAACGUUCGAGCAAUGGGAAUAAAGUGUGGACCUGGUCACGGAAUCAGCAUUGGAAGUCUUGGAAAAGAUGGCGCCGAGGACCGAGUCUCCAAUGUAUUGGUCAGUGGAGUCACAUUUACUGGAACUACAAAUGGAGUCCGGAUUAAAAGUUGGCAGGGAGGACGAGGAUACGCAAAAAACAUUGUCUUCCAAAAUAUCAAGAUGCUAAAUGUGACAAAUCCCAUUAUUAUUGAUCAAUUCUAUUGUGAUAAAAAGGGGCACGACUGUAAAAUGCAGAACAAUGCAGUACAUAUAGAGAAUGUAUUAUACAAGAACAUAAUUGGAACAAGUGCAUCAGAUGAAGGGGUCAUAUUUCAAUGCAGUAAAGCAUUUCCAUGUGAAGGUGUUAAGAUGCAAAAUGUUCAAAUAAAGCACAAUGGGCGCAGCAGCGUGGCUUCUUGUUCAAAUGUCAAUGUUCAAGAACUGGGAGCAAACACACCCAAAUGUCCUAAACAUUGA
Oldenlandia corymbosa var. corymbosa is the source of this 1338-nucleotide messenger RNA. NCBI's taxonomy places the organism in Eukaryota, Viridiplantae, Streptophyta, Magnoliopsida, Gentianales, Rubiaceae. The record is from the annotation of a GenBank genome assembly.